Molecule: messenger RNA, 903 nt
Organism: Mucor mucedo
Lineage: Eukaryota; Fungi; Mucoromycota; Mucoromycetes; Mucorales; Mucoraceae
Product: ClpP/crotonase-like domain-containing protein
Exons: 8
Coding region: 21-836 (271 amino acids)
Source: RefSeq, a predicted model, not a curated record
AUAUCACAACGCCUAAAAAAAUGUCUUCUGUACCUAAACUCGAAACUAUCGAAAUCACUCUCUUUCCCAAUGGAGUUGCUGAAAUUUCUCAUAACAGACCUAAACGAUACAAUGCUCUUUCCCCACAAUCAUACAGAGAUUGGUUAUCCGCUUUCCAAUGGGCAGCCAAGUGUGAGGAUGUAAAGGUAGUUGUCUUGACAGGAAGAGGUAAGUUUUACUGUUCAGGUCAGGAAUUAGAACUUCCUGACAUGAACAUGGAAAACGUUGAAGAAGAAAUGGAACGCAGAAGAAAGACAACAACCGAUGUUGUCUCUGCAAUGAUUGCCUUCCCCAAGCUCUUAAUCGCGGCUGUCAACGGUCCUGCUAUUGGUUUCGGCACCACCACUCUCGCAUUAUGUGACAUUGUCUACUGUGUGUCUGAAGCUACUUUUAAUACUCCUUUUAUGAAGCUUGCUUUCUGCGCUGAAGGUUGUUCUUCGUACUUGUUUCCAAGAAUCAUGGGACAAUCUAGAGCUAAUGAGAUGCUGUUAUUGGGUAGAACUUUUAGCUCCAGUGAGAUGGUUGACUGUGGGUUUGUUAGUAGAACACUUCCUACAGAAACUUUCCGUGAGCAAAUUCUUGAGAUAGCUGGAGAUGCAGCCAAACUCUCGACUGAUGCAUUAAAGGUGACUAAGGAUUUGAUCAGAAACAUCGACCGUGAAUUGCUCGAAAAGAUUAACCAAGAGGAAAUGAGAAUGCUGGGAGAGCGUAUGGGCAGCAGUGAUUCUCUCGAGAGCAUCAUGCGUUUUGUGGAGGAAGCAGCUAAGAGAAAGGCAGCCAAGAAAGCUAAAUUGUAGUUUAAAUCAACAGAUAAUUGUUCAAGACAAGAUGUUAAUAAUAAAAUAUAUAUAUAUACAUUUUCAA